AUGUCGUUCACCUUCAAGUGGCCCCGGUUUUCCGACCAAUUUCAUGCCGAUGCAAUCCAGUUGCUCACGUCGGCUCUCAACAAGGGCAACAAGCCGCCCGUCAUAGCAGACAAGAUAGAGGUAGUCGAGCUGGAGAUGGGUACUCAACCUCCCGAACUGGAGAUUAGGGACAUCGGAGAGCUUACGAUGGAUCAGUUCCGGGGAAUUUUUCGCCUCACCUACUCUGGAGAUGCGCAUAUAGUGCUGAGGACGAAGGUGCAGGCAAACCCUCUAAACCACAAGCAGCCCGACAUUCUCCUUAUGGGCGGGUCAAGGGGUAUGCUUGCAGCGAAGCAACCUCUUGUCGUCCCCAUGCUCCUACGCCUGUCCCACUUCAAGCUGAACUCGUACGUCGUUCUCGUCGUCUCACGGCAAAAGGGUAUCACGCUCGUCUUCAAGACCGACCCUCUUCAGAAUGUCGACAUUAACAGUACAUUCGACUCGAUCGCUGUCAUUCAGAAGUUCAUACAGCACGAGAUAGAGGGGCAGCUGCGUCAGAUGUUCAGAGAAGACCUGCCGGGGAUCAUUCACAGGCUGAGCCAGCAAUGGGUCAAAGCAAAGGUCGAGACACCCUUGUCGACGAAACGUCCAUCCACAAGCUCACGUCUGCGCACAUUUGACUCGAUGUCUGCCUCGGAACUCUCCGUAUAUCGACCCUCGCAAAUGCAACCCAUGGGCCUACCGCCUGGUCUUGCGCUCAGACAGCCGUAUGGUCUUGCUAGCGUCAGCCGAGCACGCACGGCAUCCGUCUUCUCGUGUUCCAGUGCAGGCCGCAGAGCAUCCUCCACAGCAUCCUCACCGCCGUCCACAGUAGCCACACCUGCGCCAGAGGACACAACAUCAUUCCCAGAUCUCGAGAAUUACGACCCGACAUACGGCCUGCGACCCGAAGGCCUGCCCGCGAAGAGCGUCUUCAGCGGAUUCCGGAGUCUUUUCGCCCCAAGCAAGGGGCUGGCAGUCUUGUCGGAGGAGGCGAAUGACAUGGCAGAUUCGCUCGAGGACGCUGCGUCGUAUAGUUCGAGCAACUGGGAUGAGCUUUUCUCGGAUUACAAUUCUCCACCAUCUGUCUCUGCAGCGGAUGAUGAGACGGAGUACGAAACGGUCCCGGCCGUAGGAGGGGGGACUAUCACACGACCAAGGGUGUAUCAUUCGCAGUCACAAAUACUGCCAUCUGUGGAUGGCUCACCCGUGGCGGAAUCCUCGACAGCGGCACGCUCGCGCGGGCCUACGUCGUCACCUCGGUCGAGCACCGCCCGUGGCUCGCUACUCCAACCGUCUCAUCCAUGGUCACAACCUAUCAAUCGUCAUCCGUCCUAUAAUCCUUACCUUGCCGGCAUGACACCGUUCCAUGACGACACCCGCUCGAACGCAAGCGUUGCCAUGAACUCUUCCUGGCACGAGGAGUCAAUGCAGCAAGGCCGUUCCUCCUCUGAUCUCCCCCCUGUACCACCUCUCUACCGAUCUCCUCCACCCCGCGUGGGCAGUCCAUCGAGCCUACGGAGUGGACCGUCACGUUCGAGCGACAUGACGCACUCCGUGCCCACGCCGCCCACAUCAGAUGAGGAGAUGGGCAUUCAAGUCAGCGAUUCCCGACGCCUAUCCCUCGCAUCUUCGAAUCUAGAUAGAUUUCAGCCAGGAUCUCCUUCCGAUCAGCACUACAUGCCAGAUCACGACCCAAAAAUCAUCCUACGGGCAGCAGCAAACAGUUCUAUAUCUAAACUGUCCACCCUCAGCCACUCAAACCACACCCUCUCUCCGUACACACGGACCCUUGAACACUUCACCGUACGCAGCGUCCCUCCCCGCAGAUCUACGUCAUCGGGGACAGCUUCGAGUGUCGAGAAGCAACCUGUGAAAGCAAGGCGCAAGCGAACUUAUUAUCUUGGUGGUAAGCCCGCGAAACCACCUGAGUCGCCCGGAAAUAUCGCGCCGCGUUCGCCUCCUCCAACCACGUCCGAGUUCGAUGCUUCAGAGAUGGACCGUUACUUUCGUUCAAACGACGAUCUCAUCCCCCCUUACCCAGAUCACAUCUCGUCUUCUUCAAACGCCCGUCGACGAGUGCCCUACCAAGCAUCAUAGUCAGGACUUGUACCUUACGUACCAAUUGUUUAGCAUUUUGUGUAGUUACCCUUCUUGUAGUCACGCAAUUGUAGAUCAAUCACACUUGGGCCGUUCUUCACAUCGUAUUAGCCGAGAUUGAAGGGCGGAGCAAGGGGCUGAAACCCUUCUGCCGAGAAUGAGAUU
Molecule: messenger RNA, 2283 nt
Organism: Laetiporus sulphureus 93-53
Lineage: Eukaryota; Fungi; Basidiomycota; Agaricomycetes; Polyporales; Laetiporaceae
Exons: 3
Coding region: 1-2118 (705 amino acids)
Biological process (GO): phospholipid transport; mitochondrion organization
Cellular component (GO): ERMES complex
Molecular function (GO): lipid binding
Source: RefSeq, a predicted model, not a curated record